AUGGUGCGGCCAAGCACCAAAGGCAAGUCCAGGGCUGUGCUGCUCAUGGGAGCUUCUGGCGCUGCUCUCUGCUUCACAGCAACCAGGAGUUCCAACUAUCAAGUUGAAAGAGCAGGCUCCAUGGCUGCAAGCAAAGUCCUUGCUACGGCAGACUCCACAAGGUCACAAGCCUCGCGAGCAUUGCCAACCUGUAGCGUUCUAGGAGGCAUUGCCUGUGUAAUCCACCAAAGGCGGAGGCACAGGGUGUGCUGCAGAGCGCGCCCAUAUCCUGAUGGGCGAUACGAUGCUGAGACUGCAGCUUCUUACUUUGCCGGGCGUCCCUGGCUAGUCGCCUUGCGCGCAGCUGAGCUAGCUGGGGCGAGCUUGGGAUUUGCUGUCAAACUGCUGCUUGACUCGCAGACUGGGCAGUGGGAGGCCAUGAGCUCUGAGCGUGCGCGCGAGCUCACGGACAUGUUGACACAGCUCGGGCCGACCUUCAUCAAGAUUGGACAGGCACUCUCCAUUCGUGCUGAUCUUCUUUCUCCUGUUUAUCUCGAAGCUUUGACGCAGCUACAGGACCGAGUGCCGCCGUUCCCAACAGCUCAAGCAGACGAGAUCAUCGAGUCAGAGUUAGGACGGCCUGUUGGCGAAAUCUUCGAAGAGAUUUCGCCCGCGCCGAUCGCUUCAGCAUCUUUGGGCCAGGUUUACAAAGCGAAGCUUCGUGAUGGUCCAGAGGUUGCAGUGAAAGUGCAGCGGCCUGGAAUGGAAGAAAUUGUUGCUCUCGACCUCUACUUGCUGAAGCUGGGAGCCGGCCCAUUCAGGGCGCUUUUGUCGUUCACAAAAUCUGGCCUCAACACCGACGUUGCUGGAACGGUGGACGAAUGGGGCAAAGGCUUCGUUGGAGAACUGGACUACCGAGAGGAGGCACGCAAUGCAAUGCUAUUUCAACAAGAGAUUGCCAAGACGCCCCUGGCGGGAGCAGUCUUUGCUCCUCCGCCUGUAGAGGCAUGUUGCAGCACAAAGGUUCUAACAACGGAAUGGAUCAUCGGAGAGCGCUUGGAGCAAAGCGGAGCAGAGGAUGUGACAAAGCUCUGCUCGGUGGCCAUGAACACAUAUCUGACAAUGAUGCUCGAGACUGGACUUCUUCACGCGGAUCCACAUCCAGGCAACUUGUUGAGAACUGCGGAUGGCAGGCUGUGCAUACUUGACUGGGGCCUUGUCACGACCCUCGAUCCAAGUUUCCGGGUAGCGUACAUUGAGCACAUUGCUCACUUGGUGUCUGGCGACUACGAUCCGGUUCCUGCAGACCUUGUUCGCAUUGGUUUUGUCCCAGAGGGAAUGGAGGAUGACGUCAUCAACAGCGAGGUUGUGUCAACAUUGGCCCAAGUUUAUGGCCAAUGGAGUGCCGGAGGCGGCACGGCGGGGAUGGACGUGAACGGGCUCUUCAAUGAGAUUCAAGGCCUGAGCCGUCGCUACGGGAAUCUUUUCCGAGUGCCGCCGUACUUUUUCUAUAUAGCUCGAGCCUUCGCCGUGCUGGAAGGGAUUGGCAUAAGUACUGACUCCCAGUAUUCCAUCGUCAACGAGUGCCUGCCCUAUGUCGCGCAGAGGUUAAUCACUGAUUCCGACACCCGGAUCAACAAGGCUCUUGCUUCCUUCAUUUACGGCAGCGAUAGGGGCAUUGACCGGCAGCCAAGUCCGGAGCGUCUCAGAUACUUGGCAACAGGUUUUUCGUCAUACGUGGCUGCAACUCGCGCGGACAAGAACCCAGCAGCCAAGGAGGCAGCUGACCUUGCAGACCAGCUAGCCAGUCUGGUGUUGGGGCGACUGCCCGAUGCCCACGAAUCGUCCGAGUCAUCCGAGUCGUCCGAGGACCCACCCAAGGCGAGAACGGUCCCUCCGGCGCUUCAGGGACUUCUUCUGGACGAGAUGGCGAAGGUCGUUGGUGCAAAUGCCAGAGAGCUGGCGGCGUCCUGGAAUCUUCCAGGCAGUGGCAGCUUAGGCCUGAUGACGCCAGAUAGAAAUGACAAAAGAGUGCUUGCGAAUGCGCAGGAGAUUGCGUCCAUUGCCGAACCGCAAGUCCGCGAGGUGAUCGAGCGCUUUCGGGCCAUGAGACUCGUUUGCAAGUAUGGAUGUGCAUCCAAAGUGCUAACCAAGGCACAUGCUUGCAAGAGUAUGUUGUUUCAGAACUUAGGUCGUUUCGAGAACAGCGUAGCAUUGCAACGGAGGUCAUAUCUAGACUCUGGAGCUAUCGAGAUAAAGCUGUCGGUGCUGGAGGUGCAAGUGGCCUUGUGGCAUCGGCUCCAAGUCCCGAUGCUCAACUGCCGCUUGCAGUUUUAUCAAGAUGGGGUUGAUGCAAUUAGGAUCCUGUUUUGGAGGUUGCCCGGCUGGUUGUUCAGGGAAUCUCGCGAGCCAAGUCUUGAGGGCCGCACGUGCAACACUUGCAAGAUUGAAGCACAGGCCAGUCAUCCCUGCGGUCAGCUUGGAGGCUGGCUCAUGAAGGAAUGUGAUGAGAAGGUUAUGCGGUUAUGCGCAACCAGCCAAGGCUCGAACGUAGUUGCCGUGCUUUGCCCGUCAGCUCAGCUCGAAAACAGCAUGUGCAAUGCAUGCAAUGCUGUGGAGCAAAUGCUGGAGAGCAAGACCCUCACUGCCCGCCUGGUGGAGGAGUUCCGAGCAGAGGCCAAGCCGCUUCUGUUGAUCCCUGCCACUUUGAUUUCCAUGUCAUUAGCUGGCACUGCGUCACUCAGGGCCUUUCUGACUGGGCGUCUCCUGGACAUUGCCCUGGAAUCUGCAAAAAGCGGUGGAGACCCUUCGGGUGCUUUUCAUGCCUUGGCGCCGAUUGCAGGCCUUUACUUCGCAUGUGCUCUCUACGGGUACGUGGCGAAUGUGGUGCAAGGCAUCCUCUUUGCACUGGCGAGGUGGAAAAUGUCUAUGUCCAUGCGCCAGAAGCUCUUCAAGGCAUUGAUCCGACAAGAAGUUGGGUUCUUCGAACAAAACUCAAGUGGGGCUUUGGUGUCGAGGUUAACAAAUGAUACUGAUCAACUGCAGAACGUUCUCAAUCGGGCGCCAGAGAACCUGGUCACAAAUCUGAUGCGACUCGUUGUCUCUUUGGUUCUCAUGGCGCAGCAGCACACCUUGCUGACUCUGGUAAGCGUGGCACCGCUUCCGCUGGCUUUCCUCCUUGUCAAAAAAACUGGCCAAGUGGUGGCCCGGUAUGGCGUCUUGCAAAAUGAUUCCCUAGCACGAGUCAACGCUGUCGCAUCUGAGGCGAUCGCCAAUGUCAGAGCUGUGCAGAUAGCUGGCGCAGAGCAGACAGAGGUCAAGGAGUACUGCAACGCCACGAACGGAUAUCUGAAAGUCAUAGAACAAACGCUCUUCAAGGAGACGGCAUUGAGGUUUGUGUCGACGCUACUGAAUGAUGCUCUCUCAGAUGUGCCUUUGCUAUGUCUAUCCUGUUGGUUCAUUGCAUGCGGGCAGCUCACAAUGGGCCAGUUCUACACGUACAGGACGUUGCUCUGGAGCUACCGGCGCGGCUUUCGCGAGUUGGCGGAACUCUUCACCGGUGUGUCCCGUGCCCAGGCUGUGUCACAAAGAUACUUCGACCUUACAGAUCGGCGACCGGCAGUGUCCUCGAAACCAACAGCAACGCGACUGCCGGUGGAUUCUGUCAGCGGGAAGCUCUCUCUCGAAGGAGUGUCCUUUCGCUACCCGGGCCAGGACGAGUGGGCCCUUCGAAAUGUAACUUUCGAUGUGAAGCCCGGGGAGAUUGUUGCUUUGGUUGGAGCAAGUGGUGCGGGAAAGUCCUCCAUACUCCGGCUUUGUGCCCGCCUCGCAGAUCCUCAGGAGGGCUUUGUCCGUCUUGAUGGCCAUGAACUGCGGGAUCUGGAUCUGCAGGACUUUCGCCGUUGUAUCGGAGUUGUGGACCAGGAUCCAGCUCUAUUCGAUCGCACAGUCUGGGAAAAUGUGGGCUACGGCUGCAAUUUCGAUGACAGCCAGAAGCAGGACCUCCUUGCCAAAGCUGUGGCUUCAGCGCAAGCCACCAAGUUCGUGGAGGCCCUACCUGCAGAUGAACCUCUUGGGGAACGAGGUUCGCGGCUUUCCGGUGGUCAACGACAGAGGCUCGCCAUUGCUAGGGCAAUUGCCAGAGGUGCGCCGGUGCUUCUUAUGGAUGAGCCAACUUCAGCACUCGACGGUGAGAGCGAGGAGGCGGUUGCCUCAACUUUGACGGAGUUGGCUUCACAAGGUCGAGCAGUCUUAGUUGCCGCUCACCGACUGAGAACCGUUGCAAGGGCACAUCGCAUUGUGGUGCUAGAAGACGGCCGUGUGGUGGAGGAGGGUCGCCGAGAAGAGCUGCUGGCCCAGCCAAACUCCAGGUAUCGGGCUACGGUCGAGCCCUCUAUGGAGGUUGACUGA
Molecule: messenger RNA, 4389 nt
Organism: Symbiodinium natans
Lineage: Eukaryota; Dinophyceae; Suessiales; Symbiodiniaceae
Source: the annotation of a GenBank genome assembly